Hydra vulgaris (swiftwater hydra) is the source of this 1817-nucleotide messenger RNA. RefSeq lists its product as uncharacterized. The record is from RefSeq and is a predicted model, not a curated record. Lineage: Eukaryota; Metazoa; Cnidaria; Hydrozoa; Anthoathecata; Hydridae. Gene Ontology annotation, molecular function: protein binding.
AGAUUUUAUUUUUUGAAUUAAUAGUUCAUAAAUAAAAAUAAUUCAUAAAUAGUUUGAACUCUUUCAAAUAACAAAAUAUUACAAAACAUUUGCUCCAACCCAAACAUUAUUGAACAUCAUGGUUUUGAGAUUGAGUUGUCAAUCUUUUUUUUAAUUUAAAUUUGACUGUUGUAGCAAUAGAUAAUGGAACUUAAACAAUUUUAAAAUGGCUGAGAUUUUUGUAGCUAGAAUUUCAUUAAAACUAGCUUGGAGUCUUUUUGCUCCAGCAGGAGCUUCUAGAUUAGAGCAAGGAGAUGUUACAGAAGAAAAAAUACGACAGAUGUUGCUAAACGAAUUUCAAAAGAUAAAUGAACACCUAAAUGCUUUGAGAAGAAAAGAACUUGUUGCUGCAAUUGGAUUAUUAGAAACAGGCGUGGAGCUGUUUCAAAAAGAUAAUAUCACUUCUUUACAAGAGUUUCACAAGUGUAGAGAGCAUGCGCAAAUGGCAUUUGGAGUUGUAGCAGAUGUCAGCGACAAAAUUUUAGCAACAAAAAUUUUGGUUGUGGCGACUCUUCACGAAUUUCAUGACAACUUGUUAACUGCUAAAAGUUUGUGUUUAAAGUAUUUAGAACGAGUGAAUUCGCUACCCGAAGUUGCAAGAUCUUGCGAGCUUGUUUUUUCGCCGCAAAGCAAUUUUUCAAGUAAAAUUUUAUGUCUGAGUGGAAAAUCAAAGCGAGAUAAUUUGUUAAAUGAAGUUGCAGAAAUUAAUAUGACAGUUUAUAAUCAUUUAAACGAAUCCAAUCAGCAAUUAGUUCCGUCAGCAAUUAGCUUUGGUAAAUAUCACAUCAAUCCUUUAACUGAUAUGAUUUUAUACAGAUUACCAAAAGUAGUUACCGAACUUCCUGAAGAAUUAACCGAAUUUAUUUCAGUGUGUUAUUCUGAACCUUAUAUUUUUGCUUCGCUUAGUCAAAAUGAUUCACUAAAUAAUGAUGUUGUUGCAAUAAAUUGUCGAACUGGAAACAUUAGGCACCUAUUUGGGCACGAAAAAUCCGUUAUGUCGGUGUGUGCGAACGAAAAAUAUCUUUUUUCUGCGUCAUUUGAUAAAAAUAUAGUUGUUUGGGAUAUUGCAUCCCUGGAUCCUGUUAAAAUAUUAAGUGGACACGAAGGUUGUGUUAAAUCUGUUUGUUUAACCGCGGAGUGGUUAUUUUCUGGAUCAACUGAUGGCACAGUUAGAAUAUGGAGUCUUGAAACUUUUUCUUGUGAACACAUUUUAAAUGUUGCGAAGCCAGUCAUAAAACUUGUUUGUUCUAGAAGAAAGUUUUUAUUUUCCUUAUGUGGCUUAAAUGAAGUUCAAAUUUGGGAUUCUAUACAACUAAAGCUGUUACAUUCGUUUAGUGCUCCUGGAAUGCCUUAUAGUAUAGUUGCAAAUGACAACUAUUUGUACAUUCUAACAUCUUCUCCAUCAGAAACAACCGUCCAGUGUUGGAACCUUGGAUCGUUAACUUUAAAUCUGAGUUUUGCUGUUAGUACUAACUUUGUAAAAUGCUGCGAUACGCCAUAUUUUUUUUGCGGUGAUAAAACUAUUCGAAUGAGUAGCAGUGCCAGCGGCAAACUAAUAAUCGAACAAGAAGUUGUAUUGGCUGGAAAUGUUGCAGAUAAAAUUAAAACUAUGUGGAUGAAUUCUCAUGAGUUAUUUGUUUUAUGCCGAAUGCAAAAUAAACAACAAUUUAUUGUUAAAUAUUGAUUUAUUAUUUGAUUAGUGGUGAUAUUUUUCAUUUCAUUAAAAAGAUAGGAUCUUUGGAUAGUUGAAUUGGAACAGCUCGGAUGUCCAGUUUAAA